CUUCGGCGGAUGCAGAGAUCGAGAAUGCCACUUACAAUGGAUGGCUUUCUGACCACUGCGUGAGUAAUAUCCUUGUCUUUGCACCUGAUGGUAAAGUCAUCGCUGUGAGAUUGAACGCACCUGGCAGCUGGCACGACUCGCGUGUUGCAAGGCCUAUUUAUGACAAGCUUCUCACUCGGACUCCCGAUGGCUUCUACCUGGUGGCUGACACAGCAUUCCCGCGCGGUAACGCGCAAAUUGACGGCAGGAUCUGUGCUCCCAUUAAGACUGGGCAGCGCAUAAACGGGACACAAGCAGAGAUUGAAGAGAAACUCGCAUUUGAUCGAGAACUGCUCUCAUAUCGCCAGACAGCUGAAUGGGGAAUGCGAACAGUACAGGGCUCAUUUGGACGUCUCCGUGUCCCUCUGGAUAUCAACAACACCAAGGCGCGCGCAAACCUCAUCGAGGUUUGUCUUCGACUGCAUAAUUUACGUGCGGAGCGCGUUGGACACAACCAAAUUCGGUCAGUCUACAUGCCAGUUUGGACGGAGGCCGUGGAGGAUGCAAGACUAUGGUCGGAUUUUGGAGAUGUGAUGUUCUCAGAACAGCGGAGGAAUGAUCGUGUUGCUAGAUUCCAUAACUUUCCUGUUUAUGAAGAUGUAUAGAGCAUGAAUUGUAUUAACGA
Molecule: messenger RNA, 664 nt
Organism: Mycena citricolor
Lineage: Eukaryota; Fungi; Basidiomycota; Agaricomycetes; Agaricales; Mycenaceae
Source: the annotation of a GenBank genome assembly